Molecule: messenger RNA, 635 nt
Organism: Porites evermanni
Lineage: Eukaryota; Metazoa; Cnidaria; Anthozoa; Scleractinia; Poritidae
Source: the annotation of a GenBank genome assembly
GCGGACGAUCAAGUCGAUCUUACUCCAGAGGUCGACAUUCCUGGCGCUGGCUUUAUUGAAAAAGAGAUAGAAAAUUUGACCAUUGCUCAACCAAAGCUUUGGUUAAAAUGCCUCUGCAUAAAUCAAAAUGGUAAUAAGAAGAACUGUUGGAAAGGUAGGUGCACAUCACCCGGCUUCGCGCAAUCGAUCAGCUGUUUUAUACGCUGUUUAUUUUCAACUACAAGUAGUUGACAUGGUGGUUUAGACACAUGUUUUCAUACAAAAUUUGCUUUAUCAGGGUCUAGAACCUGCAAGCAAUGAAAAUCUAAAAAUAUAUGGCCCUGACCCAGAGAGGAUCUUCACUAUAUAAAACAAAGUUAGAGAGACAGAUUGAAGAACUGAGGGAAAAUGGGGAAAAUGCGAGUGAUGCAGCAAACCACUUCAAGAACUUUCCCACCGUUGAUCCAGCAUUUGGUGAUGAUUUUACCGUCCUUCCCAAGUUCGUUCUGACUGAAACAUUAGAACACCUAAAGAACAGUGGAAAGAACACCAGGAAAUCUGCUGAUGCCGUUGCCGAGUUGGCAAGUGCUCAGAAUGCUCUCAUUUGUUCCAGCACCAGGAAUGUCCCCUGGAGUAACUCUGUAAGAUCAACUUGA